Messenger RNA from Manihot esculenta (cassava), 1845 nucleotides. RefSeq lists its product as uncharacterized. Bases 77 to 1411 code for a protein of 444 amino acids. The transcript has a single exon. Lineage: Eukaryota; Viridiplantae; Streptophyta; Magnoliopsida; Malpighiales; Euphorbiaceae. The record is from RefSeq and is a predicted model, not a curated record.
CCUUUACCUAUAAACCAAUGACCUAAUGAUUAAGCUCGUCUUGCAGCAGAUCGGAGAUAACUUUCUCUAGGAGGAUAUGGGUCAAAUUGAAUACGUCUCAGCCACCACAGUGAAACCCACAACUAAUACAAACUCACCUCAAAAGAUCGAAUCAACCCCAUUUGAUCUUCCAUUCCUUGUUGUUGAUUACACUCACAGGGGCAUUCUCUUUCUGAAACCUGAACAGCAAAAGCAACACCUUGGAAAAAAUAAUGUAAUUGAUCACCUGAAAAUCUCUCUCUCCCGCACACUUGAUAUCUUUGCUCCCUUCGCCGGCCGCCUUGCUACCGUCGAAAAUGAAGAUGGGACAACUUCUUUCUUCAUUCAUUGCAAUGGUGCCGGUGCCAUGUUCGUUCAUGCUGUUGCAGAUGGUGUUUCUGUAGCUGACAUACUUGAGCCUUCCUGUGUUCCCACCAGUAUUGUUCAUUCUUUUUUCUUAAUGAAUGGAGUUUACAACUUUGAAGGCAUUUCCAAACCCUUGCUUGCAGUGCAAGUUACUGAGCUUGGAGACGGCGCCGUUUUCCUUGGUUGCAGCUAUAACCAUGCGGUUGCUGAUGGGACAUCAUUCUGGAAUUUUGUUAAUACUUGGUCUGAAAUAUCUAGAAGUUAUGGAGAAAUCUUGCAGCCUCCUCCAGUCCUUGGAUAUGAUUGGUUCCUUCAUGGGAUUGAUCACCCAAUUCGAGUUCCUUUCUCAUACGAUGAAACAAUUUGCAACAGGUUUAUUUCACCACCUCUGAUAGAAAAGGUGUUUCAUUUCUCCAAGGAAAAAAUUGCAGCUCUUAAAGCCAAAGCCAAUGCUGAGAUGAGCACAUCAAAGAUCUCAUCCCUUCAAGCAAUCUUAGGUCUUCUUUGGCGAUCCACAAUUCGUACUAGAAAUCUUGAUGCUGAUCAAGAAAUCUAUUGCCGGGUACUUGUAAACAUGAGGCAAAGGUUGCAGCCUCCAUUGCCUGAAGAGUAUUUUGGAAAUGCAGUUGUAUUUGGAACAGCAACAACAACAGCUGGUGAGCUGCUGAAGAAUGGGUUAGGCUUCGCUGCUUUGCAGAUAAACAAGAUGGUUGCUCAGCAAACAGAUGAAGUAGUGAGAAAGAACUUGGAGAAUUGGGUUAAGAGGCCUGUUUUAAAGAAACUUAGUUCUGCAGCAAGCAAUGCGUUGAUUGUAGCAAGCUCGCCUCGGUUCAAUGUUUUUGGUAAUGACUUCGGUUGGGGGAGGCCUGUGGCUGUGCGAGGUGGAGCUGGGAACAAUUAUGACGGGAAAAUGAGUGUUUUUCCAGGAGUGAGAGAGGGGAGUGUGGAUAUUCAGGCUUGUCUUCUGCCUGAAACAUUACAAUCUAUGGAAAAGGAUGAAGAGUUCAUGGAGGCUCUAUCUGCUUGAUUUUCUAUUGAGAUUCAAUAAAAAAUUUGCUUGCUUUACAUUGUAUUACGGCUUAUCAAACGUUGCACACGUUCCCCUGUACUUUCUAUACUUCAAAAUCAUACAUUGCAUUAAAUUUCUUAGGCACUUGCCAAUGGCAUUGUUCAAUUUCUUUCUAGAUACCAUGUAUGCAUCAACUUCACCUGUCAAGCCAAAGUCUCCGCCUUUUCUUCUCCGGAGAGAUAAUUCAAGCUCCUGUGCAGAUUCCUUCAUCUGUGAGAAAAAUCCCUUGUGGAAUCGCAGAAAUCCAACAGUUCAAGAGAUUCAUUCAAUGCAUUUUCUACACUCUGGCCUUGCCUUUCUUGGGAAAGAGUCUGUUGGGCUUGUGGGAUUUGAGAUUUGUAGCAAAUCAUCAACACACUCGAACGAAUUCUUUAAUCCACUCAAUUUCUGGC